CUCCACCCGGUGGCUGCUUCUGCCGAUGCGCGUGACGCGCAGAAGAUGUACGACGCUCGAAAGCGAGUCCAGCAACUGUCCAACAGUAUUACGCGAAGCGUCUGCGGACCGCUCGAAUAUACCGUCCUUCUCGCAGAAUCCUGUCAUGAGAGCGCAGCUCUACGCUUUGUCACAGAAUACGGCGUAGCAGACGCGAUUGGCGACGGGUCCAAGUCGCUGUUAGACAUAUGCAGCGAAGUCCAAGUCAACUUCAGAUACAUGGAUGUCGCGAUGAAGUGUCUAUGCUCCCACGGCUACUUCGAGGAGGUCGGCGGUUUCAACACCAGGGUCUUCAGAAACAACGCCAUGUCCGAGGUGCUUCGGACGGAGCAUCCACAGACCCUGAAGGACGCCAUUGGGUUCAUUUGUGACGAGGGAGGAAAGGCCACUUCUUAUCUUGUGGAGGCGGCACGCACUACGCCUUCUGUGGUCGAUAGUCCGACUCCAGCGGUAAACCUUGCCUUUGGUUUCGAAGGGCCGGUAUUCCAACACUGGGCGGAAGGCGCCCAUGCUUGGCGCGGAAAGCGACUCGGCCACGCGAUGAAGCAGCUUCAUCAAGUCGCCAACGGUAACGUUAUCGCUGACUUCCAGUGGUCGGCGUUGCAAUCGCCGGUUGUUGACGUCGGAGGCGGCAUCGGAGCCCUAGAGCUCGCCCUGGUGAGAGCGUAUCCCGACUCCGCCGUAAACUUUGUCGUGUUCGAUAUCGCCGAAACGCUCGGGCACGCGAGGACGGUGUGGGAGGCGCAGCCUCAUGACGCCCGACGCCGCGUCUCUUUCGUGGCGGGCAACUUUCUCGCGCCGACGCUUGCCGCAACGCGCCUUCCGUGCGGCCAACCCACGUACCUAAUCCGACAUGUCCUGCACGACUGGACGGACGAGCAGGUCAUCGCCAUCCUGCAAAACGUGCGUGCCGCCAUGCUGGCGCCGCCGCCCGCUGAGAACCCUACGUCCGACCACGGCAUACGCCCGGUGCAUCGUGCGCCCGGCGGGGCGCCGAAGCUGCUGCUCUGCGAGAUGCUGCUCCAGAAACGCAGCGGGCGGUUCGCCUACACGACCAGCCUGCAGGUACUCGCGCUGAAUAAUGGAAUCAUCCGGACGGAGGCGGAGAUAGUGGACCUCCUACAGCGGGCUAGGUUCAGGGUGGUCGUCGCGCACGCCAUGCGCGCAGUGGACACGAUCAUUGAAGCCGUUCCGUUGGAUGUGUAGGUUACGUUGGGCGCGGAUUAAUGCACGCACCGACCCUUUGCGUUGCGGGCAUCGCUGUCGCGCGAGGGAAACGACUUCUGCGGAAGCUGAGAAAUUUCCACCGUCCUCGGUGCCUACGAUCAGGUCCUGCACGCGGUGUGCGGCGAUGGCGACCGCGGCGGUCCCGUAGAGGUUAGUACAUUGACGCUACACACUGU
Molecule: messenger RNA, 1442 nt
Organism: Trametes versicolor FP-101664 SS1
Lineage: Eukaryota; Fungi; Basidiomycota; Agaricomycetes; Polyporales; Polyporaceae
Product: S-adenosyl-L-methionine-dependent methyltransferase
Exons: 6
Coding region: 46-1245 (399 amino acids)
Molecular function (GO): O-methyltransferase activity
Source: RefSeq, a predicted model, not a curated record